This is a messenger RNA of Manis javanica (Malayan pangolin), 7201 nucleotides long. It is a transcript of the gene ATAD5, whose product is annotated as ATPase family AAA domain containing 5. Lineage: Eukaryota; Metazoa; Chordata; Mammalia; Pholidota; Manidae. Gene Ontology annotation, molecular function: ATP binding; DNA clamp unloader activity; DNA binding. The record is from RefSeq and is a predicted model, not a curated record. Gene Ontology annotation, cellular component: nucleus.
AACAAUGCAAAUGAUGUGUGAGAUUAUCAUCACUACAAACCAGCAAACUUCCGGUAUACCCUGGUACUGCUGACAACACACGCCAAGCAGCUGAGGCGAUGACCUUGGGUUCCUAGUUGCUCGCGAAGACUAAAUGGGAGAAAAAAAUGCCUUCUUAGCGCCAUUAAGGGGGCUGGCCUGCGGCGUCAAAAGACUAUGAUUUUGAUUAAGCCGCCAACGGACUUUGGUAAAGUCACAACUUCAUUCGUGAAACUGGGAGUGUGAAGUUAGAAUCUCCAAAAGCCCGGCCAAUUUAAAAUUCCACGGUAGAACUAACCAACCUUGCAAUUCCGCUAAAGAAGUAUUUUGGCCAUCUCCGCUCACCGUCCGCGCGGCGUCCGGAAGCAACCCUAAGCUCCACCCCCUGCGCUCCUGUCGGCGCGAAAACCCAACUGACAAGAGCUCCUUGCAAAGCCCGCAGACCUAGUUGUGUUCGGCCUGGUUUCCCGGCCUGGACCCUGGCUGGUCCCGAGCCCUCAGUCUAGAGCCCCCGCUUCAGGGGCAACUCGCACUCAGGGUUCGCGCCCCAGGGUCCUCGCUGCCUGCGCUUUCUUACCGCCUGUUCUCGCAUUCGACUGGGUUGAGCUGGGCCCAGGCUCCGCCACUUCCCCGGGCAGGUGGACGCGGGGGAGUCCGAGACUGACCCGCGGCCCAGCUCCUCGCUGCAGUAGGAGCCGGCCGCCUUCAUGGCUUCCAGGCAGGCCGGGCCGGGCCACGCAAGGUCCUAGGAGACUGGAUUCAGGGAAGCAAAGAGCAUGGUGGGGGUACUGGCCAUGGCGGCGGCAGCUGCAGCCCCUGUGGUGAAGGACUACGAGAUUGAGACAUGCAAAAAACGAAGGAAAGAUGAUGACAGAUCUUCCUGCAAAACUAUUACAAAAUAUUUAUCACCAAUAGGGAAGACUAGAGACAGGGUUUUCUCUCCACCAAAAUCCAGUAAUAUUCUGCAUUAUUUUAGAAAGACUUCACCCACAAAUGAGAAGAUGCAGUCAGCAAAAGAAUGCAAGUUCAAGUCAACUGAGCCAUUGCCUGCUGACAGUGGCAAAAUCUGUAAAACAUCUUUGGAAAUGUUUUCAAAUACUGAGUUUAAGAAGAGAAGAACAAGAGUUAAUUUAUCUCAUCAACUAAGUAAUAUUAAAACUGAAAACCAGUCUCCAAUUCAAAUUAAUAGUGAUGAUAGCAAAGAAAAAUCUAGUCUAAGUAAUGAUUUUGUGGAAAGUAAUAAUUCCAUUUUACUGUACAAGAAGCAUGUAGAAGUACUUGCGGAAAGUAUUCAAGAUAUCAAAAAACAGUCUAGCACUGUGACCUUCAAAAAAAGUUCUAAGAAAGUAAAUCCUAAACAAGGGAUCACAAAAAAUGACUGUAGAAAAUUGAGGAAAAGGAAGCACAGAGAUACAAUAGAUCUAUCUGAAAGUUUACCCUUGGCAAAGGAACUAAAUAUCCUUAAAGAUGGUAAAGAUAGUAAACAGAUAAUGUCUCCCCUAACUAAUGAAAUAGAGAGUACUCCAAAUCAUGACUCUAGAGCUAAUAUAACUAAAACAAACCAGUUCAAUGAUAGUACAGUAACUGUCUCAUAUGAGGAAUUUUUGAAAAGUCACAAGGAAAAUAAAAUGGAACAGAUACCAGACUGCACAAUGUCAAUUUGUAUGCCUUCUGAAACUGUUCAAGAUACAGUCAACGGUGGUUAUAUAAGUGACACAGAAACCUGUGGAAUUUCCCAACAGGUACACUUUAAGACAGUUACUGUUCUUGCACAAGUUCACCCUAUCCCCCCAAAAAAGACAGGGAAAAUACCCUCAAUUUUCUUAAAACAAAAGCAGUUAGAAAUGGAAAAUAGUUUAUCUGAUCCUGAGAAUGAACAGACAAUUCAGAAAAGAAAAUCUAAUGUUGUUAUACAGGAGGAAGAAUUAGAAUUAGCAGUUUUGGAAGCUGGAAGUUCUGAAUCUGUGAAGCCAAAAUGCACUCUAGAGGAAAGACAACAGUUUAUGAAAGCAUUCAGACAGCCAGCAUCAGAGGCACUGAAAAAUGUAGUAAAAAAGUCUUCUAAUAAGCAGAAAGAGCUCAGUGAAAAAUCUUUAAAUGAGGAAGGAAGAGACAAUUCUAAAACUAUGGAAAAUCCCAAUAUCCAAAUGGUUUCAAAUAAUGACAGUUCACAGUCACACACUGAUAAAAGAAGUUUUCCUAAGGAGAAAAGUAAAAAGCUAAAGAAAAAGGAUAAGAAAAUGUUAGAUAGUGGUGCUACUGCAGGUGAGAAUAAAAAAGGAAAUGCUCAAAAGAAAGAAACAACUUCUUCCUAUAUAGAUAAACAAAAUCAAAAUGGGCUUAGAAUGAGUUUAAGACAAAAGAAAACAGAAGUUUCCAAAAAUAACAUAUUUUACAGUGAAAGCUUUGUUUGUGAAGAGAUAAAUGGUAACCCUCUAAAGAUUUCCUCUCCAUAUAACAAGUCUUCAAGAAAAAUCAGCAUACCAGUUAAAGACAAGAUUAUACACUCUAAAGCUGAAACUGAAGACAGCUUGGUAAAUGUUUCUACACCCAAAUCAACCAAAAGAUCUGUAAGAAAUAGCAGCAUGCUUACUACAGUAAUCAUUAGAGGUAUUGAUUCUGAAGAUGCACAAGAUGAUAGUCCAGUGAAAGCUUCCACUCCAAAAGCAGCCAGUUUAUCAGAAAAACACAGCUUAUAUUCAGCAGAAUUAAUAACAAUACCCUCUGAUUCAGAAAGCCCUAUUAGAAUGAAAUUCACCAAAAUUAGUACUCCCAAAAAAUCUAAGAAAAGAUCUGGGAAAUCUGAAGGAUCUGGUAGAGAUUCUACUUCCCAGACUAAAAAAAAGGCAAGCAGUGCUUCAAAAACUAUAUCAAAAGCAAAACAAUUGAUUGAAAAAGCAAAAGCUUUACACAUUAGUAAGUCAAAAGCUGUUGAAGAAAUAGUGACACCCUUAAGGCGUUCAUCUAGACAUCAGAUGCUUCCUGAAAGGAAGAACUUGUCAGACACAGAAGACUCUGUAAUAAUAAUAGAUCCAAAUCCUCCUUCUUUAAAGCAUCCUGAGAAAAAUCAGAAUAAACUUCAGUGUCUGAAUGAUGUGCUAGGAAAAAAACUAAACAAGACUACUAAAAAUGAACCUGGUAAAAUGAAAGUCGCUCCUUUAUUUCUUACCAGAAAGACUCAAAAAACACCUGAUUCUAUCUUUGGUUUUGAUGAAAGCAGUCAAGAUACACCUGAAAAGUGUCAGGGUUGUGAUGUGCAAUUUAAAGCAAAGCGUGACUUUCUAAUGAGUGGUUUACCAGAUCUGUUGAAACGACAAAUUGCGAAGAAAGCUGCUGCCUUAGAUGUGUAUAAUGCAGUGAGUACCAGUUUCCAGCGAGUCAUUCAUGUACAACAAAAAGAUGAUGGGUGCCAUCUGUGGCAUUUGAAACCACCUGCUUGUCCUCUCUUAACUAAACUUAAUGAAUUGAAUACUAAAGUGGUAGAUCUCUCAAAAUGUCUUAUUGCUCUUGGUGAAUUUUCAACAUUAAAUUCAAAUUCAAAAAGUAAUAAUUCUGCUGUUGUGUUUAUGGGGAGAAGGAAAGACUUGACUGAAGAAGACAGAAAUCUUUUGUUGGAGGAAAUUAAAUGGUCAAAUCCUGAAUUUUCUUUGAGGAAAUAUUUUCCUUUGCUUCUGAAAAAACGAAUUGAGCACCAGGUACUUUCUGAGUGUCAUCAUAAACAAGAAAGUGCACAACUAGAGCCCGAUGUCAAACAGAAAGAAACAAAGAGGAAACGAGUGGAAAGAGCAAAUUCUAAGUCAAAAAGAAAGAAACCAAAUGAAUAUUCAGAAAGUCCAAAAAAGACAAAUGAGAAACCAGAAGAACUUGAUAAAAGAAACAACUCCACUAGGGUAAAGCUAGACUCUUCCAAAGGUCUGUUUUCUAAAACAUCCAGGAAGAAACAAACUGCUUGGAGUAUAACAUGUGAAGUGGAAAGAGAAGCAGUAGAAGAUUGUGAUAUUCUGAUACUAGACCAUGACAAAGAGUCUACAUCAGAAAUGCCUGAUUCUGGAAUUGAAGACAUGCUUUGGACAGAAAAGUAUCAACCUCAGAACUCCAGUGAACUCAUAGGCAAUGAGCUAGCUAUAAAAAAAUUACAUAGUUGGUUGAAUGAUUGGAAAAGAAGAGCUGAAUUGGAAGAAAGACAGAAUUUGAAGGGAAAAAAGAAUGAGAAACAGGAAGAUCUAUCGGAUAACAGAGAUUUUAAAGGCAGCUCAGAUGAAGAGAAUCGUCUUUGCAAUACUGUUCUUAUAACAGGGCCAACAGGAGUGGGGAAAACUGCUGCAGUUUAUGCUUGUGCUCAGGAGCUUGGAUUUAAGAUAUUUGAAGUGAAUGCCUCUUCUCAGCGCAGUGGUAGACAAAUUCUUUCUCAACUGAAGGAAGCUACUCAGUCCCAUCAAGUAGACAAACAAGGUGUAAAUUCACAAAAACCUUGUUUUUUUAGCAGCUACAAUGUAGGCAAGUCACCAAAAAAAUUAAACUCCCCUAAGAAAGCUGUUUCAUCACCAAGGAAACUUCCUCCACCAUCAUCACAAAGUAGUGGACCAAAGCGAACACUUCCACCUAAAACUUUGGCAAAUUAUUUUAAAGUGUCUUCCAAGACAAGAAAUAAUGAAAAAACAGGAGCCCUUCUGGAAAAUAAUAAAGGGAUCAAAUCUUUUGAACAGAAGCAAAUUAUUAAGACUAAGUCUAUAAACACAACUAAUUCAAAUGUCAGAGAAUUUGGACCUGAGGAACCCAACAGGAAAAAUGCAACAUCUCUCAUUCUUUUUGAAGAGGUUGAUGUCAUUUUUGAAGAAGAUGCUGGCUUUUUGAAUGCAAUCAAAACAUUCAUGGCAACAACUAAAAGACCUGUAAUCCUUACUACAAGUGAUCCCACAUUUAGUUUAAUGUUUGAUGGCUGCUUUGAAGAAAUUAAUUUCAGUACUCCUUCGCUGCUAAAUGUUGCCAGCUACCUACAGAUCAUCUGCUUGACUGAGAAUUUUAGAACAGAUGUAAAAGACUUAGUAACAUUGUUAUCUGCAACUACUUGUGAUAUCAGAAAAAGUAUCCUUUAUUUACAAUUCUGGAUUAGAAGUGGAGGUGGAUUUUUAAAGGAAAGACCAUUAACCCUUUGUCGAGGAAGUGGCAGAAAUGUACAACUUGUUUCCUCUGAAGAGGACCCUGAUUCCAAAAAUAAGACUAAAAAUACUAAAACAAACCUGAUAGGCCUUCCCAAAUGUGAUACUGGCUGUGCUGAGACCUUGUUUGGCCUUAAGAAUAUUUUUUCUCCCUCUGAAGACUUAAUUUCAUUUUUAAAGCACAAAAUCAGAACAAGGGAAGAAUGGCAUAAACUCAUCCAGCUCCUUACAGAAUUCCAAAUGCGGAAUGUAGAUUUCUUAUAUAGUAAUCUUGAGUUCAUUCUACCAUUACCUAUUGAUGUAAUUCCAGAAACAGAAAACUUUUGUGGUUCAUCAAUAAAUGUGGAUACCAGGGCAGCUACAAAAAAUGUGAAGCGUCUUGUUAGGAAACAUUCAGAAGCAAAGAAGACAUUGAAAAAGUCACAAAAAAAGAAACAUAAGAGAAAGAUGGUAAUUCUAGAUGACAGUGACUUAUUUGACACUGCACUAGACUUUUUUGAUGCAUCUAGCCUUUCCCCUGCAUCUUGUUCCUUAAAUUCAGAAGAAAGCAAAACCAGAGACAAAGAAAGCAAUUCAGAGACAAAGAAACCAAACGAAUGUUUAGCGUCUAACAUUGAAUCUAUUCCUUGUCCUCAAACACCAGCAGAAAAAAAAUGUUCUGCCCUUGUUUCUCACUGUUUAAAUUCUCUCACUGAGUUCAUGGAUAACAUGUCCUUCUUAGAUGCUCUUUUAACGAAUGUAAGGGAACAAAAGGAAUUUGGUAAAAACGACUUUAGUUGGACAAACGGAAAGGUUAAAAGUGGUCUUUGUGAUGAGUUUAGUCUCGAGACUAGUGAUGGAUGGACUUCUCAAAGCUCUGGAGAAUUAAAGGCAGCUGUAGAAGCUCUCAGCUUUACUAAAUGUUCAACUACUAUUUCAAAAGCAUUGGAAACCUUGCAUUCUUGCAAGAAAUUAGGAAGAGACCAAACAAAAGAACUCACUUUCUGUGUUUCACAAAAGCGCAGCAAUGUGUACUUUAGUCAAUCAGCGGCUAAUACAGACAGUGUGCGGAAGAGGGUAGCAGUCAUUAAAAGUGUAUUUUCUAGCCGAUCACUUCUGAACCUGAGUAAUAGGCAAGCUAGUAUAAUUGAAUACUUGCCAACUCUUCGAAACAUUUGUAGGACUGAGAAGCUAAAGGAACAAGGAAAAAGUAAAAGAAGAUUCUUGCACUAUCUUGAAGGAAUUCAUCUUAAUAUUUCAAAAGAGACUGUGAACACUUUGGCAUCUGGCUUCCCUUAAUAUUCCACAUUAACCAUGCCUUUUAUGGAUUGUUAUGUGGUCCUUAACAUACAUUUUUUAUUGAUUUUCAUGGAAGUGUUUAUUUUUCUUCAUGUACAUAUAAAAGACUAUUUGUAUAUUUUUCAUUAGUGUGAAAAUAUUUAAACUGAAAGAAUUUGGGUUAUAAAUUGUAUUUAUGAUUGUAGUUUUUUUCAGAAUUUUUGUAUUACCUGAUUUAUUCUGUUUUGGAGUGUUCUUGUAUGUAAAUGCACUGUUUGUGAAAGGGAGAGUUCACUAAGAUAUUUCUAAGGAUGUUUCAGUGCUAAACUAAUACAAAAUUUUUCCCUUUCCUGCUACCCUUAAUCCAUCUCUUUCCAACCAAGUAUUAGUACUCUGUCAAGUUGUAAAUACAAAUUAUGUAGGGGAUAAUAUUUUUUUAAGUAAGUUUUCACAAUCCAAAAUACAAAAUUGCAUAUAUAGUAUGUAAGAAAACUAAGGAAGAAAUUAUGCUGCAUUUUUCAUAAGGUAAGAUCUUGCUGAUAAAUUUAUUUUUAGUGUACUCCUCUAGUGUAUUUUACCAUUGAAUCAUUGAGUGUUGACAAAGUAAAAUCAGGAUUAAGAAUUGUAGUUUUCAUGAAUCUUCUUUAGCAAUCUUACAUAUGUAAUAUCUUGUAUAUUUGCCAACUCAAACGAUUUGCCAUGUUUAUUUCACUUGUAUUUUUAUAUGUGAUGUUUUAUUUCAUAAAGAUAUUCAUGAUGUUAAUAUC